Messenger RNA from Macrosiphum euphorbiae (potato aphid), 1209 nucleotides. NCBI's taxonomy places the organism in Eukaryota, Metazoa, Arthropoda, Insecta, Hemiptera, Aphididae. The record is from the annotation of a GenBank genome assembly.
AUGGAAAUGUUUUGUGCACCUCAAAACAAUGUUUUAUACUGCGACUACUACACGCCUACACCUAUACCCCGAUAUCCAUCACCAUAUUCUCAAUCAUCAUACAUGUCCAGUACAUCAAGUUAUUCGCAAUCAUCAUUUUCACCAAUGUCAUCGCCUUACACUCCACCAUCUCAGACUUCCGAGUCAUUUGCAAAGGGAAAUGAUAAUGUAUUCAAAUUUCCUUCUAUAAUUCAAGACCAAUAUAUACCUACACGUGAAGAUUUGAUAUGUGCUGCUAUAGCUAGAUCAAAAAAUUUGAUUGAAAUAGAAGAAAUUGGUCAGCGUUUGAUUUCAGUUGAUAAAAGACAUGUUAUUCAAAAUAAUGGUCAAAAAACAUUAUUGUCAACAAUUAAACAAGAACCAAAACGUGGUAGUGAGCUAUAUGUUGCAUUACCAAAAGCUUGUUUGGAAGGAUUUCUCUAUGCUAUUUUUUCACAGUUUGGAACUGUUCAUCAAAUCCGAUUAAUGAUGCAUUUCUCUGGUUCAAAUCGUGGAUAUGGUUAUGUAAUGAUGAGAAGCCCUAUGGAAGCCGAAAUUGCGCUGGCUAAACUGAAUGAGCUCACUCUUCCUGGUAUCAGAGGUCACUUAUUGGUGAGCAUGUCAACUGAUAAUCGGACAUUAUUUGCCAGAAACAUACCCAUGGAUUUAUCCGAAGAACAAUUGCAAAUAGAAUUUGAAAAACGUGUAGAAGGCGUAAAAAAAGUACGAGUUUUCAAUAACACGGAUGAUCCUAGCAAAAAUAGAGAGUUUUGUUUUGUAAUAUUCAAAGAUCAUAGGAGUGCGGCUCUAGCUCGCCGCUCGAUGGCUGAAAGUCCAUUUUUUAUAAAUGGAGUUUCAAUUAAAAUUCAAUGGGCAGAAUCUGAACCAGUAUUUCGACAUUCUGUUUUGAUAAGAAUGAAACAAUUACAUAUCAGGAACAUGAAUGUCCAUACAACAGAAGGAGAUAUAUGGAAAAUUUUGUGUGAACAUGUUACACCGAAUAAUAUUGUAUUUAUUAAGAAAAAUAAUACAUGUGCUAGAAUAAAAUUCAUUCGUCACGAAUAUGCAGAUAUUGUACGGAAAAAUCUUGAUGGUAAACGAGUUCAUGGAAUUAAUUGGAUAGUGAUGUGGGACAAAAUAGAAGGAGCAAAAUAUGAAUGUGAAGAAUAUUUUAAGCAUUUAAGUAUAUAA